Molecule: messenger RNA, 246 nt
Organism: Nestor notabilis (Kea)
Lineage: Eukaryota; Metazoa; Chordata; Aves; Psittaciformes; Psittacidae
Gene: MRPL12
Product: mitochondrial ribosomal protein L12
Exons: 2
Biological process (GO): translation; mitochondrial transcription
Cellular component (GO): mitochondrial large ribosomal subunit; ribosome
Molecular function (GO): structural constituent of ribosome
Source: RefSeq, a predicted model, not a curated record
GAGGAGGAGGAGGUGCCGCUCAAGAAGGAGAAGACACAUUUCACUGUGCGGCUGACGGAGCUCAAGGCAACCGACAAGGUGAAACUGAUCAAGGAGGUGAAGAGCUUCGUGCCAGGAGUGAACCUCGUGCAGGCAAAGAAGCUGGUGGAGUCCCUUCCUCAGGAGAUCAAGGCCAACGUCUCCAAGGAGGAAGCAGAGAAGAUCAAAGCAGCACUGGAGGCAGCAGGAGGGUACGUGGUUUCUGGA